This is a messenger RNA of Solanum stenotomum, 1122 nucleotides long. RefSeq lists its product as uncharacterized. The record is from RefSeq and is a predicted model, not a curated record. The transcript has a single exon. Lineage: Eukaryota; Viridiplantae; Streptophyta; Magnoliopsida; Solanales; Solanaceae. The coding region runs from base 1 to 1122 and encodes 373 amino acids.
AUGAAAAGAGAAAGAGGUUCAGGAACAUCUGCCCUUACAACAGAUUCCCAGGCCACCUCCUCAUUUCCUCAAAGGCUUAAAAACAAAGCUGAAGAUGGAAAGUUUACAAAAUUCAUCACCAUACUGAAACAACUUUUAGUAAACAUUCCAUUGGUUGAAGCCCUAGAGCAGAUGCCAGGAUAUGCCAAGUUCAUGAAAGACUUGGUCACCAAGAAAAGAGCGGUAAGUCAUGAUUUCUCUAACGAUGUCCAUCAUUGUAGUGCGAUUGCUACCAGAUAUCUGGUGCAGCAAAAAGAGGAUCCAGGUGCAUUAACAAUACCAUGUACCAUUGGGUUAAUCAAGUUUGCAAAAGCUUUAUGUGAUCUGGGAGCUAGCAUAAAUCUGAUGCCUUUACCCAUUUAUAAAAAGUUAGGUUUGGGAGUACCAAAACCUACAUCAAUGAGGUUGAUGAUGGCUGAUAGGUCAGUAAAGAGGCCAGUGGGCAUCAUGUGUGAUGUACUGGUAAAGGUGGACACUUUCAUCUUUCCAUCUGAUUUAGUGAUUCUGGAUUGCGAAGUAGAUUUUGAGGUUCCCAUAAUUUUGGGAAGACCCUUUUUGGCCACAGAAAGAGCUUUAGUGGAUAUUGAGAGAGGAGAGUUGAAGUUCAGACUCAACACAUAUGAGGUAUGGUUCAACAGUUGCUGGUCAAUGAAACAGCCACGAGAUAUGAAUGUGAUAUCUGCAAUAGAGAUGGUCACUGAUGAAGACAUGAGGGUACCUAUAGAAGAGAGAAUGGUUGUUGAAACAUUAACAGCAGUACUGAUGAACUUUGAUGUGGAUUUUCUGUCUAACUAUAUAGAAACCGUGAAUGCCUUGCAGGGUAUGGGAGCACAUUCGUAUGCACCAAAGAAAUUGGACUUGGACUUGAAAAACAGGCCAAGUCCUCCAGCGAAACCAUCCAUUGAGGAGGCACCAGUGUUAGAGCUGAAACAGUUACCCAAUCACCUUAGGUAUGUAUUCUUGGGUACUAAUAACACUUUACCUAUGAUAUUAGCUGCAAAUUUGAAUGAAGAGCAGGUACAAGAGGUGAUCAAGGUGCUAAAAAAUACAAAAGAGCCAUUGGAUGGACCAUUACUGAUAUAA